AUGCUGUAUGCCUGCGAAGUUGAAAUUCAUCCGAGACGCUGGUAUCACUUUUGUCGGCGAUUUGCAACGAAAGCGCUCGCUCGAUCGUAUGCUAUGAGACUACCACCCUCGUCGACACUUAAUGACGUCAUAUAUCGAGAUUGUGAGGUACGUUUAAAAGUACUCUGGUCAAAUCUUGAACAGUGGAUACCAUGUGAGGCAAUUUACUUCGGUCCAGGUCACCCAAAGAAUGAGAAUCACAUCGUGUUUUGUGGCCAAUAUAAAAGCAAACAUGGCCAUUGUCAUUAUACAUCAGAACCCGUGUAUCUUAAUGACUCGUGGUUUGCCUGGCUGUUUCACGAUUCGAAGUCCGAUAAAUGGGGAGAACAUUUUGAGACUAACGAUUGCACUACGAACGAACCAUCGUCUGAAAUGAUUGCGGAAUUUUUCAAGGAUGUUGAAAAUGCUCUAGAACAUGGGACAAUUGAUGUGUGCUCAACAUUUUAUAAACUUCUUUCUGAUCACCAACUCAUUCAUUUAAUUAGCAAUCCACGCUCGGACUCUGACCGGUUCAUUUGCUAUUGUUGCCUUACCAAUGAAAACUCUUCGAGUCACAGGACACGAAGACAAAUUUUGGGUAAAACUAUUAAUCAUCGACGAAUUUUUUGCUCAAGUUGUCUUCGUAAACUAAGACAACUAAAAUCAAAAACGGAUGACAUCGGCUAUCGUACACGUGUAGUGCCCAAAUACGAUGAUAAAUGUGCCAGUUGCGCAACUGAAAAACGACAUGCUGCAUUCUAUCCCUGCGGACACUACGGAUUUUGCCGUGCAUGUGCGAUGAAAAUGGAGGUUGAACCUGCUGUAUGCCCUGUGUGCAGAAGUCAGAUUAAAAAGGUCGUAAAAAUCUUGAAUGUUCAGGACAAGUUUGUCGGUAUGAACGAACCCAAUAUUGAACUUUCAGGUGAAGCAACUGAAGGUGAAGGUGACGCUCAUUCUGCUUUACGUGAGGAUGACUGUGUGUAA
Molecule: messenger RNA, 1002 nt
Organism: Didymodactylos carnosus
Lineage: Eukaryota; Metazoa; Rotifera; Eurotatoria; Philodinida; Philodinidae
Source: the annotation of a GenBank genome assembly